Nycticebus coucang (slow loris) is the source of this 3913-nucleotide messenger RNA. It is a transcript of the gene ZSCAN22, whose product is annotated as zinc finger and SCAN domain containing 22. Gene Ontology annotation, molecular function: DNA-binding transcription factor activity, RNA polymerase II-specific; RNA polymerase II cis-regulatory region sequence-specific DNA binding. The record is from RefSeq and is a predicted model, not a curated record. The transcript has 3 exons. Gene Ontology annotation, biological process: regulation of transcription by RNA polymerase II. Bases 455 to 1906 code for a protein of 483 amino acids. Lineage: Eukaryota; Metazoa; Chordata; Mammalia; Primates; Lorisidae.
UCCUCUGUACUACAACUCCCGUCAGUCACUACACUCCCGUCGUGCCCCGGCGGCGUAAGGGGCCUCGGCGCUGAGCCUUCUGGGAAUUAUCCAGGAGAGCGACUUGCGGCUGCGGCGCAGGACAUGCCGGGAGUCGUGGUCCGGGUGGGCGUGCGCGGGCGGACAGGUCACUACAGGCGCCUCCAGAAGGGUCCGCCAGCCUAGCUGCUGAGGUUGGUUUGCGAGAUUGCAGUCCUGGUCGCGGCCAGAGGUGAACGCCGUAGGCCCCGAAGCCGCAAACGCCUGGGCGGCCGGAGCAAGAUGUGCGGGACCGACGGAUGGACUGUGAGCGCUGGACAGACACGCAGAGCAUGAGGCAGGGACCUGGGUUCCACAUGAUGGUGAAGCUCUGAUAUUGCUGCAGAUCCAGUUCCAAGGCUCCAGCCCUCCCAUGUCUCACUGAGUGCUGCUGCCGAUGGCCAUCCCCAAGUGCCUCCUGAGCUCAGGGCUCUGGGAAAAGGACAGAUAUCUCCAAGUGAAGGUGGAAGAGGAGGAGGAGGAGGAGGCUAGGCUCUACCGGGGCCAGGAAUCUAGCCAUGUCCAUACUGCUCAUUCUGAGGCUGUACGCCUGCGUUUCCGGCACUUCUGCUAUGAGGAGGCAUCCAGCCCACAUGAGGCCUUGACCCAGCUUCGAGAGCUGUGUCGCCAGUGGUUACAGCCCGAGGUGCACUCGAAGGAGCAGAUCCUGGAGCUUCUGGUGCUGGAGCAGUUCCUGGGUGCGCUGCCCCCCAAGAUGCAGGCCUGGGUACAGUUGCAGGGCCCCAGGAGUGGAGAGGAGGCUGCUGUGCUGGUGGAGGAUCUGACUCAGGUGCUGGACCAGAGAGGAUGGGAGCCAGGAGGUGAGCCAUCAGAGGCAAACUGCAAGGAGAGCAAUUCAGAAGAGUCAGAGCGAUCAUGCAUGGUUAGUGAAAUCCUCAUGGGAGAACAUGAGGGCAGCUCAGAGACGCAGGCAGGACCCUCAGGGGAGACCUGCACAACAUCUAUUGCUCAAGAGAUGGAUAUUAGGAAAGUUUCAGGGCAUUACAAGGAUGCCCCCACAGACCAGCUUGGUUGUGAAUCUGGUGCCUCUGGGAACAGUUCCAAUGCCUGGCCAAGCUUCAGCUCCCAAGAGAAGACUCCUCCAGGAAAAAAGUUUGAUCUGCUGUAUGGUUAUGGGGCAGAGCCUCCAGCUACAGACUUGGGCAGGAAGUCCUCCAAGUGUGGCAAAUGUAGGAAAACAUUCCAGAGUGCCUCAGCCCUUGAGGCACACCAGAAGAGCCACUCUCGGAAGACGCCUUAUGCCUGCAAUGAGUGUGGGAAGGCCUUCAGCCGGAGCACUCACCUUGCCCAGCACUCAGUGGUGCACACAGGGGCAAAGCCCUAUGAGUGUAAGGAGUGUGGGAAGGCCUUCAGCCGGGUCACCCAUCUGACGCAGCACCAGACGAUUCAUACUGGAGAGAAACCCUACAAAUGUGGGGAAUGUGGCAAAACCUUCAGCCGCAGCACCCACCUUACCCAGCACCAGCGGGUGCACACAGGGGAGCGACCCUAUGAGUGUGAUGAGUGCGGGAAGGCCUUCAGCCAGAGCACCCACUUGACUCAACACCAGCGCAUCCACACUGGGGAGAAACCCUACAAGUGCGAUACAUGUGAGAGAUCCUUCAGUGACUGCUCAGCUCUGAUCCGACACCUGAGAAUCCAUUCCGGAGAGAAGCCGUAUCAGUGUAAGGUUUGCCCAAAGGCCUUUGCGCAGAGCUCCUCCCUCAUUGAACACCAGAGGAUCCACACAGGAGAGAAGCCCUUUAAGUGCAGCAACUGUGGGAAGGCCUUCAGCCGCAGCUCAGCGCUCAUGGUUCACCUGAGGAUCCACAUCACUGUACUGCAGUGACUGUAAACGGCCCUUGCAUAGUCUCCUCUCAGAGACUUACUUCGUAAGAGAAACCCUGAGUUCUAAAACAGCCAAGAACAGGGUGCAUGAUUGAUGCGUCGCUACAAUGGUCCGUGCUUGAGGGCAGACUGGGGAACAACUCUGCAUUGAGCACCCAGGCAAGGCCCAGGUGAACACAAAGGGACUCAGGCCAGCUGGAGAAGCUUUCAGAAGGAUCCUGCUGUCCUCUAUUUUCCAUAUAGGCCUGUCCAAGAGAGAGGACAGCUGAGUUAAGGAUUUGGAUUGGUUCUCGGCCAGGGCAAGCGAAGGCAGGUAUCUUUCAGAACUCAGUGGUCCCCAGAUGCUCUGGGCAGGCAGACUCCAGCUCCUUGUUCUCACAUGGCUGCUCUUCCUGCUCAUUCCUAUGCUGCUUGCCCAGAAAGAACACCUGCCUGCUCUGCGUCUUGGCACCUACUGUUUCCACCCCACCCUGUCUUGUACCUGAUUCCAAGGCUGCCUCUUCCAUGAAUCUCUUUCCAGACCCUCUGUCUCUCUCAUGUUUUCCCUGUCUUACAGUCAGUGGUGCUGCUGGACACUUGCCCAACAUCUGUUUCUCCCUCCCCCUCUCCUUCUACAUCCUACUAGUCACCAGCCCUUUUGGCUUAACUUAAAGCUCAUCUCUUAAUUCAUCUUCUCCUUUCCCUCAAUUGUUACCUUAUGUGAACCCUUAUUACUUCUUGCCUGGAAUAUGGCAGGGGUCUCCUUCCUGACCCCUCCUACCUUCAUUCUCCUGGAGGCUCUUUCUAUUACCCAGAUCUGAUGGUGUCACUCUGAUGGUGGAAAGCUCUCCAAUGCAUCCUCUGGGUCACCUUCUAUAACAAAGCUUCCUGAAUGUCUGUAAGUAUGCCAAGAUUUAGGUUGCUUUGCACCCCAAGCAACCUCUUCAAUUAUCCUCACAGUAUGUGCCUACAAAUGUUGUCCUUUUUCUGUGUGUGCAAUGAUGUGAAAAUGGUUUUAAGGUACUGCCCUACAGGAUAAACCAAACUCCUUUUCCUGUUGUCAUGAUUGUCCAUGGCCUGGCCUCAUCUAGCCUCACUAUCCCACCUUCCAUACAAUAGCCUCGCAGAGCCACUGUGGUUUCUAAAGAAGCCAUACUUUUUUCCACCUACGUGCCUUUGUGUCUGUGCCUGGAACCUUCCUUUUCUCUUUCCAAUAAGAUGUUUUAAAUGUGCCUCCCUGAUACCAUGAUCACGAAGGUGGUUUUCCCAGGGUGAGGCUCAUUCAUUGCACUCUGGAUGUGCUGACCCCUGUGAUUUCCCCAAAUGUGGGAAACUCAACUGCAUAAUGGGGGACUGCGUUCAUACUUUCCCCAGUUAAAAAAUAAUAAUAAUAAAUAUAAAUAAAUAAAUGUGCCUCCCUAAAGGAGCCUCCUCAACUUCCUGGAGCAGACUUCAUCUUGUCCUCUCUUCUUCCAGAGCAUCUCAUAGUUACCUCUCUUACAUCUUCUACCAUGUUGUUUUACUUAUUUACUUCCUUGCAGAGCUCAUUGACUGCAUUUUCCAAAGACACUAUGAGCUCCUGAGAGCAGGGGUCUUAUCUUACUCUCAGUGUCUACCAUAUAGAAGACUCAAUAGGGCCUGACUGAUGUCUCUUGAAUGAAUGAGGCUGGGGCCUUCCCUGAGGCAGUCAUCAUGCUCUGCCCCACAUCAUCUUUUAAAAAAAAAUUUUUUUUGAGACAGGGUCUCACUAUGUUGCCCUCGGUAGAGUGCCAUGGCAUCACAGCCCACAGCAACCUCAAACUCUUGGGCUCAAGCGAUUCUCUUGCCUCAACCUCCCGAGUAGCUGUGAUUACGGGUGCUCACCAUAACACCCAGCUAUUUUUUUUGUUGCAGUUGUCAUUGUUGUUUAGCAGGCCCAGGCCAGGUUCGAACCCGCCUGCCUUGGUAUAUGUGGCCGGCGCCCUAACCACUGAACUAUGGAUGCCGAUCCCACAUUAUCUUUAUACAAUUAUGUUUACAUGGGUGUCUC